AAAUGGGACAGAAAGAAAUUGAGAUUGCAUGUACAGGUGUUCUCAUUUGUAUUUGUGAGGCAGGAAUACUUGACGUUCCAAGGAUUUAAGUCUACUUUUUGGUCAGUUAUUUGUAGAAAGAGACUGCAUAGUCGGCACGAAUUCUUGUAUGGAGGAAAAUGGACGGCAUGUAAUCGGCCGUCAGCAUGCGAUCAUUUGAAUUUGGCGAAACGUCCGUGCUUUCUGCUUCAAGAUCUUUCCCAGUUUUUUGUUUUACAAGCUAAUUUCUAAUUGGAAGCUCCAAGCCUGUGAAAUAUUUCCAGGUGGCGGGUUUUCGACCCGUCGGUCUUUGACCCAUACAUGCAUUUCUUGAAAGGGUGUCACUUUUAAUGUGACUUUGUGGACAGGUUUGCGUGACGUCCUUAAAACUCCGCUCUUUGAUACAAAGAUGCAGGGAUCAAAAAGCCCGCUAAGUUUCUGUACAAAUCCAGCGAUAACUUCGUCGUUGACAAGUAACACCAAAUGCAUUCAGAGAAGUUGGUAAUGGGCACUCUUGUGAUUCUGCGUGUUCUUGACCCGAGAGCGCUCAGGCGAAACCGCAAGUUGGAGUCUGUGGGCUUAGUCAUUGUUGACUGCUUGGCUGUGAUCACACCGUCUCAAACGCGACGCGGCCGGCCUUAAAGAGCAUCAGUCAAGCCGCAUCUGUCUAUAAUGUUGCCGCCAAUGUGUUCUCAUUGUCUGAGUGCCGACCUCAUCGAAGAUCUUCGACAUAAAGUCGGGCCUGUUUGGCACUAAAUCACCACUUCCGAUUUGGUUUGCAUUGAGUCAACAUUGUUGAUCUCGGUAUCUCAACCGAAGAUGUCUCGCUGCACUAGCAGUUUUCCAGUCGUUCAAGAAAGACAGCAGUGCUUCGUAGAAAUACCAAGAGAGUUUGAUCGCUUCCACGACUACCUUGGUCUAGCCCGUCUUAUUACCAAGAUCUACGCACCACCUCCCAAGCCUAGCUCUGUCUCUGAGCCACCGGAAGAUCUCCAGAUGCCAAAGCAAUGCGCGGAGCCGGACCAGGACACCAGCAACAUCGACAGCGGGCCGACCACCGGUUUCCGACCCUUCACCAUCGACGAGCUGUCCCGUGAGAGCGGUCCAUCUCGACGAGCUCGCUGGACGGUUCCCAAGCCAACCUGGUGCGUCUUCUGCAAGAACAACGGCGAGAGUGAAGCAGUUUACACCUCACACGUUCUCAAGAACAGCCUUGACAAGGUGGUCUGUCCUAGGCUAAGGGCUUACAUCUGUCCACUGUGUGGAAUCAGCGGAGAUGAUGCACACACAAUCAAGUACUGUCCAACCAACCUGGGCAGCCUGCAGCCACUUCCGUCCAAGUUCACACCUAGUAAUCUGGGCAUGUUCAUCAGCAGCAGACUUAUUCCGUCGACGGCAAACAGAGUGUCCGUGUGAAUACUACAAGUAAAACCAACCGGCUCUAUUCAGAGCCAACAAAUCCUCAAAAGAGAGAUAAUCAAUAGCAAUCAAGUUAUGAUGCUGGAUGCAACUGUUGUAAUGUCUCGUAUACUCCUUUAAAAUUAAACCCUCAAUAUUCAUCUGCUAAACUGAUUUUUUCUCCAGUAUGUAGGUCUAUCUCAUUUUUAUUUGAAACCUGCCGUAUAAAAGGUUCGAUCCUUUUAAACCUACAUAUGCUAAUAACGCAUAUGUGUUGUUCAUUUUCGGGAGUGAUGGGUCGCUUUUCGGCACAAAAUUUCGCUGUCAGGACAGGAAAUUUCUUAUUUCUGUAAACUAAUAUGCUGGUAAAUAUUUGGCAAAAUUCCCUUUUGCAGGUUUUUUCUUUAAAAAAGUGAAGGAAAAAAUCAUAUUACAUGAUUGUAUUGUCUUUGUCCCUUAUCUACUUGUGUCUGAUAAUAUUUUAGAAGAGCCACCAUAUAGUGAAAAUUGGUUCGCUUUCUUAAUCCUUUAAGGUGUUUUCAGUGUAGUAUACGACAUUCGAUUUGUGGAUUUUUACAUGUACAGUCAAACCUCAAUAAGAAAAGCACUGUAAAUACAAGGUUCCUGUUAAAACAAGGUAAUU
Messenger RNA from Acanthaster planci (crown-of-thorns starfish), 2059 nucleotides. Its product is annotated as nanos homolog 1-like. Gene Ontology annotation, molecular function: RNA binding; zinc ion binding. The record is from RefSeq and is a predicted model, not a curated record. NCBI's taxonomy places the organism in Eukaryota, Metazoa, Echinodermata, Asteroidea, Valvatida, Acanthasteridae.